Molecule: messenger RNA, 1512 nt
Organism: Paramisgurnus dabryanus
Lineage: Eukaryota; Metazoa; Chordata; Actinopteri; Cypriniformes; Cobitidae
Gene: mzt2b
Product: mitotic spindle organizing protein 2B
Cellular component (GO): centrosome; spindle
Source: RefSeq, a predicted model, not a curated record
CGGCAGGUGGCAGUAAAGAUCCAGCUUGGCGUUUAUAAGCAAUAAAAUAAACUUGAAGGAAGACCGCUGCUACCUUACCACUGAUAACUGUCGCUCCUAAUAUUGUGACGCAUGUCACAACCAGCGCAGCCGGGCGCAAUGCCUUCCGCACCCGACUCUCCAUCUCUCAGCGUGACCGUCAGCGGAAAUGUGCAGAAAUAUAACAUCAAGAAGAAAAAGGUUUUAAAUGCGGAGGAGACUGAACUAUUUGAGCUCACGCAGGCUGCUGGGAUAGUCAUGGAUCAAGAGGUUUUUAAGAUCAUAGUGGACUUGUUAAAGAUGAACGUUGCUCCUCUGGCAGUAUUUCAGACUCUGAAAGCCAUGUGUGCAGGACAGAAGGUCUCUGAAACAUCUGCUGGUGAAACAUCAACAGCAUCUCAUACAACCACUGCACCUUCAGAGUCUAGAGAGGAGUGUGUUGUCUCUGGAAAGAGUGCUAAAACUACAGCCCCUCCCUCUGCUUCUGUGUCCCGCCCACCAAGGGGAGGGGCUAAGAUAGUCGUCUACAGUGCGGGUGACACAAGUGCUCCUCAAGUACGUGGUAAAACGGGGCAAGGGGAGAAAACCACAAGAGAUGGUUCUAGUCAGCGGGUGCCACGCCAAGUCAGCGCCACCAGGGGACAGAAGAGCGCCAAGAGCUCUGGCAGUAGCAGCUCUUCUUCUCAGCUCACCUCCAACUAAAAUUCUACAUAAAUUAACACGUACUUAACAAGAGUUAAGUUACAUUCAUUUGUUGUGUUAAAAAAACUUUUUUACUGUAAAUAAAGAUAGUUGUUCUUAAAAAAUAAAUUUAACUUUCUCCUUCGGGAUGCCUUGAAAAAACGUUCAUUUGCAUUUUGCCAGAGAGACUGUAGCUGAAGCUAAUUUAUUAAAUUUCGUAUGCCAUAUUUUAAGUGGUGGUGUUGCUAGUGGGACCAUGAGAUCAUAACCAUGGUUAACACCUUUCACACCUAAAGAAUAGUUUGUAAAAGAAACAACGUUUUUAGUGCAACUUUCCAUUUUUUAAAUUCAGUGGCACAAACGUUUAUAAACCUGAUUUCUUUGUUUUAAACACAUGUGAUAUAUUUCACACAGUUGUGUACUUACAUUAUCCCAAAAAAAUUUGUAUUUUCAUUGGUUUCCGCUUGUAGAAACCAUAGCAACACGUGUGGAUAAAUGUGGAAGUGCAGGUUAUACAGCAUCCAGCACACAGCUGUUACGCGUUGCAGCUAAAUCAUUACGGUGGCAUAACAUGAUAUAAUUAAGUGUACAGGUAAUAUUUAGUAUAACCUCAUCUGUAAAUGUGAUUAGCAAAUUCCAUAUGACUGGGUGGUGAAAACAACGUAUCCCAUAGUUCCACUCUUCUUCAUAAAAUCAUUAAGCUUUGCCUUUGUUUUGAAACUGCAAGUGUUAAAAUCCUACAUAUUGUGCCUUUAAAGCACAAAACUUAGUGGUGUGUGCUACAAUUGAAUUUAUGUAAAUUGCAAAAUAAAC